GGGCACCAAUUGACAGCCGCUGAUAAUUCCCGGCGCCUGCUCUCGCUUCACAUCCGUUUGAAACAGCCAAUGAGAUGGCUUCCGGAUUCUUAGUCAGGCAUCAGCCUUGCAGCUGUUGCAGAAGGUUUUCCUGUCAACCUGCGACAAGGCGAGGCACAAUCGAGUCACCCCGCAGCGCUCGAAUUCCCACCGGCCACAUUUUGAAUGCAGAGCUCGUGGAUACUUGCCAUCCGGUCUGUUCGACCAUCACGACGACUGGCUCCGACAUUGACCUUCCGCCCAACCUGCCUCUCCGCUCCCGCUUCCAGACGGUGCUUCCACAUCUCGUCACCGAGACCCCAGGACAUCAACCCCGCUAUCGAAGACAUGGCGCCAAAGGCCCCCAAGUUCGAGAUCAAGACCCCUAAGGGCACCAGAGACUGGUCCGGCGCGGACAUGGUCCUUAGGGAGAAGAUCUUCAACACCAUCACCAACGUCUUCAAGCGCCACGGCGGUGUAACAAUCGACACUCCUGUUUUUGAGUUGAAGGAGAUUCUUGCCGGGAAAUAUGGAGAGGAUAGCAAGCUCAUUUAUGACCUUGCCGAUCAGGGCGGCGAGCUCUGCAGUUUGAGAUACGACUUGACCGUCCCGUUCGCUCGGUUCCUGGCGAUGAACAAGGACAUUUCACAGAUCAAGCGUUAUCACAUUGCGAAGGUCUACCGAAGAGACCAGCCUGCGGUCAAGAAGGGCCGUAUGAGAGAGUUUUAUCAAUGCGAUUUCGAUAUUGCUGGACUCUAUGACCCAAUGAUCCCAGACGCCGAGAUCAUCAGAAUCAUCAACGAAGUCUUCGAGGGCCUUGGCUGGCAAGGAAAGUACACCAUCAAGCUCAACUCACGCAAGAUUCUUGAUGGCAUCUUCCAGGUCUGUGGUGUUCCCGAGGCCUCCAUCCGCCCCAUCUCGUCCGCCGUCGACAAACUUGACAAAAUGCCAUGGGAGGAUGUCCGCAAGGAGAUGGUCGAGGAGAAGGGACUUGCGCCAGAGAUUGCCGACAAGAUCGGAAAGUACGUCGUGCUUAAGGGCAAGCGGGACCUGCUCGAGCAGCUGCAAAAGGACGAGGAGCUGGCCGCCAACCCCUCGAUGCAACAAGGUUUCGCCGACAUGGAUCUCCUCUUCACCUACCUCGACGCCUUCAACGCCGGCCACAGUGUCUCGUUCGAUCUCUCACUAGCCAGAGGUCUGGACUACUACACUGGAGUUAUCUACGAGGUUGUCACCGAGGGGUCAGCGCCCAAGGUUUCUGCUGCUUCUGCUGAUGCCUCGGCGGAAAAGUCCAAGAAGAAGAAGGGCAAGGCUGGGGAAGAUGAGGAUCGCUCUGAUGACCCGACAGUAGGCAUUGGCUCCGUCGCUGCUGGUGGAAGAUACGACAACCUCGUUGGCAUGUUCUCUGGCAAAACCCAGGUCCCUUGCGUGGGUAUCAGCUUCGGUAUCGACCGUAUCUUCUCCAUCAUGAGGGCGAACCAGGCCAAGAAGGAGAGGAAAAACGAGGUUGAUGUCUUCGUCAUGGCCUUUGGUGGCGGCAAGGACUUUACUGGUUUACUGAAGGAGAGAAGUGAGAUUGCGGCCCGUUUGUGGGACGCUAACAUCAAGGCCGAGUUCCUCUACAAGGUCAAGCCCAAGCUCCAAAACCAGUUCAAGGCUGCCGAGGCGAAUGGUGUGCCGUUUGCGCUUAUUCUGGGAGAGGACGAGCUGGCUCAGGGCAAGAUCAAGAUCAAGGAGAUGGGUCUGCCGGAGGAUCACCCGCUGAAGGAGGGAGAGCUGAUUGAUUUGAAGAACUUGACCAAGGAGGUGCAGGUGAGGAUUGAGAGGAAGAAGCAGCUGGAUGCUAUUGUUGAGCAGGCGGAGGGGUUGAGGGUUGUGGGGGGGAUCAAGGGGGAGGAUGUGAAGGUUGAGCAGCUGGCUAAGGAGGGAGAGGGGGGGGAGGAGGUUAAGGCCGAGAACUAA
Molecule: messenger RNA, 1980 nt
Organism: Podospora pseudocomata
Lineage: Eukaryota; Fungi; Ascomycota; Sordariomycetes; Sordariales; Podosporaceae
Gene: HTS1
Product: Cytoplasmic and mitochondrial histidine tRNA synthetase
Exons: 11
Coding region: 205-1980 (591 amino acids)
Biological process (GO): mitochondrial translation; histidyl-tRNA aminoacylation
Cellular component (GO): cytosol; mitochondrion
Molecular function (GO): ATP binding; histidine-tRNA ligase activity; RNA binding
Source: RefSeq, a predicted model, not a curated record